AUGAACAACCAGCAGCAGGGAAACCGGUUGCAGCUCAACUUUGGCUUUGGUGGUGGAGGGGGUGACCGCAACAACCAGUAUGCCCAAGAGCAAGGCCGUGCGUUUCCUACCACGCCGUCGACCUUCCCGCAGCCUGUAUACCCAAACCAGGCCGGCCAACAGGAAGUCUGGGGUGCGCAGCAGCAAAUGGGCGGCAAUGGCUAUGGAGGCUACUUCCAAAACCCCUACCAGCAGGCCCAGUACCAGGGACAGCAGGGAAACCUCCAGGCCCCAGGGGCAACUCGCUUCGAUCAGAGCCCUAACGGCCUGGCCCAACAGCUUUCCCAGCAGCACCUUGGAGGUGGCAGCAACCGCUCCGGAAGCCCGUAUGGCCGCCAGGCCUCGCCGAACCAACAGCGCCCUCGCACCGCCGAUAACAGAGGAUUUGGAUACGGCGGCUAUGGAGGCGGCUCUGCGCCUCGACAGCCGUCACAGUCAUUGUACGACGAGGAAGCACCGGCCAGGAACCCUGACAAGUACUCGAGCAACGUCGCUCAGCAGGCGACCAUGUCCAAGGGUUUAAUCAACACCUUCUUCAAAGACAGCGUUCAGCGAGCACGCGACCGAAACCAAAGAGCAUUGGAACUCGAGUCCAUUAUGAAGGAGCCUUCUAUCUCAGACAACCGUAAAGCUCAGAAGGAGAACAGCAUGCGCAACGCCGAGAUCCACUACCUACGGUUCUUGCGAACAAAGGAAAAGCCGGAGAAUUUCUCGACAUUGAAAGUUAUUGGCAAGGGUGCUUUCGGCGAGGUCAAGCUUGUUCAGCGUAAGAACGACGGCAAGAUCUAUGCGCUCAAAUCACUUGUCAAACAGGAAAUGUUCAAGAAAGAUCAACUGGCCCACGUCCGAUCCGAACGAGACAUUCUCGCCGAAUCAGACAGCCCAUGGGUUGUCAAGCUGCACACCACGUUCCAGGACAACACCUUCCUGUACAUGCUUAUGGAGUUCUUACCGGGUGGUGACUUGAUGACUAUGCUUAUCAAGUACGAAAUCUUCACAGAAGACAUUACGCGAUUCUACAUGGCGGAAAUCGUCCUGGCCAUAGAAGCUGUCCACAAGCUGGGCUUCAUUCAUCGUGACAUCAAGCCUGACAACAUUCUGCUGGAUCGUGGCGGUCACAUUAAGCUGACUGAUUUCGGUCUGUCGACGGGUUUCCACAAAGAGCACGACGCUGGCUACUAUAAGAAGCUGCUUGCUGGCGGUGCACACAAGUCGAACCGGGAUAACCGAAACUCGAUGAACAUGGACCAGAUCCAGCUGACCGUCAGCAACCGAACCCAGAUCAACACAUGGAGGAAAUCCCGUCGCCAGCUCGCAUACUCCACUGUUGGCACACCCGACUACAUCGCGCCAGAGAUUUUCAGCGGCCAAGGAUACGACUUUGGCUGCGAUUGGUGGUCUGUUGGUACCAUCAUGUUCGAGUGCCUCAUCGGUUGGCCACCUUUCUGCGCAGAGGAACCGCAUGACACCUACCGCAAGAUCGUGGAUUGGCCACGCAACUUGCACUUCCCCCCGGACCAACAGCUUGGUGCAGAAGCAGAGGACUUUGUGAGACGCCUGAUUUGCGACGCCGACCACCGCCUUGGUCGUAUCGGCGGUGCCAGCGAGAUCAAGCAACAUCCGUUCUUCCGUGGUGUCUCAUGGGAUGGUCUGCGACGCAUCCGCGCACCGUUCGAGCCUAAACUGCAGUCGAAUGUCGAUACACAGUACUUCCCCAUUGAUGAGAUUGACCAGAACGACAACAGUGCUGCCUAUAGGGCGCAAGCUGCGCAAUCAGGGGACGAUGAGUACGCCACUAGCUUGCCCUUCAUUGGCUACACAUACAAGCGCUUUGAUGCUUUCCGGGGUGCAUAG
This is a messenger RNA of Ascochyta rabiei, 1893 nucleotides long. RefSeq names its product Serine/threonine-protein kinase. The coding region runs from base 1 to 1893 and encodes 630 amino acids. Gene Ontology annotation, biological process: intracellular signal transduction; peptidyl-serine phosphorylation. Gene Ontology annotation, molecular function: protein serine/threonine kinase activity; ATP binding. The transcript has 5 exons. The record is from RefSeq and is a predicted model, not a curated record. Lineage: Eukaryota; Fungi; Ascomycota; Dothideomycetes; Pleosporales; Didymellaceae.